Diachasma alloeum is the source of this 1910-nucleotide messenger RNA. RefSeq names its product actin-related protein 3 (gene Arp3). The transcript has 5 exons. Gene Ontology annotation, molecular function: actin filament binding. The record is from RefSeq and is a predicted model, not a curated record. The coding region runs from base 150 to 1403 and encodes 417 amino acids. Gene Ontology annotation, cellular component: Arp2/3 protein complex; actin cortical patch. Gene Ontology annotation, biological process: Arp2/3 complex-mediated actin nucleation. Lineage: Eukaryota; Metazoa; Arthropoda; Insecta; Hymenoptera; Braconidae.
UCCACAUUCGAGAUACGCUACAUAUGUAUGUAUGUAAUACAUCCAUAUCAGUGUAAAAAGGUGCGUUAUUUGUGUGAGUUUCGUCAUCGUGGUUGUCAAAAGGUCUGAUAAAAAAUUUAGUUUAUAGAGAUAAUCAAACGUUAAACAAAAUGUUAGGACACCCUCCCGCGUGUGUUAUUGAUGUAGGAACAGGGUAUACAAAAUUAGGAUUCGCUGGAAAUCGUGAUCCACAGUUGACCAUUCCAUCGGCGAUAGCCAUCAAGGAAACUGCGAAAGUCGGUGAUAAUUCAGCCAGGCGUGUGACCAAGGGCGUGGAGGAUCUCGACUUUUAUAUCGGCUAUGAAGCAUUUAAUUCACCUGGUUAUUCUAUCAAAUAUCCUGUUAGACAUGGACUCGUUGAAGACUGGGACUUGAUGGAGAGAUUUCUUCAACAAUGCAUUUUCAAGUAUCUAAAGGCAGAGCCUGAAGACCAUCACUUUCUCCUCACAGAACCUCCUCUGAACACACCAGAGAAUCGAGAAUAUCUUGCUGAAAUAAUGUUUGAAUCUUUCAAUGUUCCCGGACUAUAUAUCGCUGUCCAAGCUGUCUUGGCAUUGGCUGCCUCGUGGACAGCUAAAACCGUGGAGAACAGAGUGUUGACUGGUGUGGUAGUGGACAGUGGGGAUGGUGUUACUCACGUUAUUCCAGUGGCCGAGGGUUUCGUUAUAGGGAGCUGCAUAAAGCACAUUCCAAUUGCCGGAAGGGAUAUAACUUACUUCAUACAGAGUCUCUUGAGGGAACGAGAAGUCGGUAUCCCUCCAGAACAAUCACUCGAGACUGCCAAAGCAAUUAAGGAGAAGCAUUGCUACAUAUGUCCUGACAUUGCCAAAGAGUUUUCUAAGUACGAUACUGAUCCAACCAAGAUAAAACAGUACACUGGAAUCAAUAACAUUACACAACAAUCGUUCAAUGUUGAUGUGGGUUAUGAGCGCUUUUUAGGUCCUGAAAUUUUCUUUCAUCCUGAGUUUGCGAACCCCGAUUUUACGACUCCCUUGGGAGAAAUUGUAGACGAUGUCAUUCAAAGUUGUCCCAUCGACGUGAGGAGACCAUUAUACAAGAAUAUUGUGCUCUCCGGUGGAUCAACAAUGUUCAAAGACUUUGGGAGGAGAUUGCAGAGGGAUAUGAAAAAAAUGGUUGAUACACGGUUGAAAUUGAGCGAAAAAUUGAGUGGUGGUCGUAUUACGCCAACUGCGAUCGAUGUGCGUGUAAUUUCUCAUCCUAAGCAGCGCUGUGCUGUUUGGUUCGGUGGUGCUCUGUUAGCCAAUGAGCCUGAAUUCUAUCAGGUGUGCCAUACGAAAAAGGAUUAUCAAGAGUACGGGCCUGGUAUCUGUCGUUACAAUCCAGCUUUUCGCAGUCUCUUGUAAACUUUCAAAGUAUUCAAAGCAGAAAAAAACCGUGCAGACAAGUGAAAUUUUAGCUAAUCAAUUUCCAUAAUUUUACCACUUUUUUUACCGUAUAUUUUAUAUGAAUUUUUGUGCAAUCUAUUGCUCAUCAAAACUGAGUAUUAUGUCCGGUAUGAAAUAUUAUUCAACUAAUGCUAUUUGAAGCAAGUGAGAACCUUUUUCAACGCACAUCACAAGUGGAAAUUUCUCGUGCUCAUUGAUUCAAUUGGGAGGAAAGAAGUUAACAUUAAUUAAUAGUAAGAGUGAAUAAUGACGACAAACCUUGAUAAAGUAAAAUGAAUUUUCAAAAUUUCCGUAUUCGAAUUCAACGUAAUAUGAUUGUAAAUAGACAUCCUGGGGUUUUUGUUAAAUAGUUAUGUCGUGUUUUGAUCUUUUGUCAUUGAAAUCGUUCGGUUUACUGGUAUUGAGUUGCGUUUAAUGAAAAUAGUAUGUAAUGUCAAUAAAGUUUUUCAUAAUUUGCCGAAUUCA